AUCUUCGCACCAAUCGUCUUACACCCCUUUCACCACCAGGGUCCGGAUACUCCUUCAAGGGGCCCGACAUAAGUCAACAUCACCAAUAUCGGCUUCCAUCAAAACCGUCAAUUGCUGCUCCCCUAGGCCGUCCCCCUGCCCGAAACCUUUCCAGGUGGGUGACGAGACCAGUGCCCCACUGCAAUUCACUUGGGAUUCAACGACGCGUCGCUUUCAGCCCACGCUCAGCACUUUCUCCAGAACAACACUGGCCAACAUCACGCCUCCCAUCAACCAUCGGUUUUUCCAUUGCACAGCUCAUUUACCUACUCUAUUUUCGGGCAUCGGUUCCCUUGCUCUAAGAAACUUUGGUGAGAUAGAAAACAUCAUAAAAAGACGACAACGAACAAGGCAAACAGCAAACCAGCAGUCAUGUCGUCAAAGCCCAAGCCUAAGCGGCCAAAUGCCGUACGCCGCAUCAUGGAGCGUGAAGAGAGCCGCGAGCGCCGUUUCAGGGAGGCUUCGGUAGCAUCUAACGGAGGGCCCAGCAACACUACACCUGCGCCUACAGCAGCAGCACCGCCUAAGCCUAACCGACCCAAGUGCGCCAACCCGAAAUGUCCAAAGCCCAAUGUCGUCGACGGAACCUGCCAGACUUGUGGUAUGGUCGCUGAUGACAGCAACAUUGUCUCGGAAAUCACAUUCGGUGAAUCUUCUUCUGGUGCCGCCGUUGUUCACGGUACUCAUGUCGCCUUUGAUCAAGGCGGGAUCCGCGGCGUUGGUGGUCUUGCAUUCCGCCGUGUUGCUGGCGGUGGUGCUUCUGAAGCCCGUGAACGAAGUCUUCGCGAGGUCAAGGCUCUUAUGCAACAGUACUCCUACCAGCUCAGAAUUGGACAAAGCAUCAGCGAUAUUGCUUUCCGCUACUACAAAGCCUGCUCACACGCCAACUUCGUCCAGGGUCGCCGUAAGCAAAAUGUGGCCGCCAUCUGCUUGUACGCCGCUUGCAGGGCGGAAAAUAACCACAAGAUCAUGCUCAUAGACUUGGCUGAUCUCCUCCAUACCGACGUUUUCGCUCUUGGUCGUGGCUACAAGGACUUCCUCAACCGGUUUCCUGAAUUUCUCACAGGCCCUCGGCCCAUUGUGAUCGAGGAUCUCAUUUACCGUUUUGCUUCCAAACUGGAGUUCCUGCACGACACCAACAAAGUAGCCUUAUCCGCUGUCCGUAUUGCGAAGCGCAUGCAACACGACAACAUCACCCAUGGUCGUAGGCCUGCUGGUAUCUGCGGUGCGGCUCUCAUCAUGGCCGCCAGAGCUCACAACUAUCGCCGUACUGUCAGAGAAGUUGUCUACAUCGUCAAGGUCACAAUGGCCACCAUUCAGGAGCGAAUGGAUGAGUUUGCCAGCGUACCCGCUGCCCAGAUGACUGUACAAGACUUCGACAACGAGGACCUCUUGAAAGCGGCUCCAGAGCACGAUCCCCCCUUUGUCUACAAGCAAACAGACGAGUGGAAGGCCAAGCACACCCGCCCUAAGAAGAGGAAGAGGAAGGAGGCUGGAGACGGCAAGAAGAAGGGGACCAAAAAGAUCCGGACUAACGAUGGAUCCUCGGCCGCACCCCAGACUAUCGACAAAGAUGGCUUCGUUGUCCCUCCAGUUCCCCGGCAAGAAGGAGACAGCGAUUCUGAUGUUGAGGCCGAGGCUCUCAUUGUUACUGCAGUUGCUGGAGAAGAGCAACAGCUCAAGACAUUGGUUGAAGAGUACGGUGAACUAGAUGAGGAAGAUGAGGAUGAAGACGGCGAUUCGCAUUCCGAUUCGGAUUCGGACGAUGAAGAGGAGGAUGUUGAUCCCAGCAGCGAGGUCGCCUUCGCCAAGGCUCAAGGUGUCGACAUUGCCGCUUCUGGGGCCUCCAGCAAUGGCGAAACAUCCGGAAAAAAUGGUGACAAGGAGAAAAAGAGAGGGAAGAAGCUCAGGAAAAUUACGAUGCCCAUCACCCAGGAAUGGCAGACGGAUGAGGCUCUUUUGGAGAAAGAGAUGGAGGGCCAUCUGCACGAUCCCGAGUUCCUCAAUGCCGCUCAGGCCGAAAAGGUUGCGACGGACAAACGUGUUGAGUCGCAGAAGAAGCUGGCAGAUGCUCGGAAGAAAAAACAAGAGCAAGCGCAAAAUGCGAAGCAACAAGCCGCCAAUUCUUCCUCUGUUCCUUCUGUCCCUGCACCCGCCUCUGCCCCUGCUUCUACCUCUGGUCCUACUGCCGACCCUCCUCCUGCCCCCACCAGCACCGAGCAACCCAGCACAACCAAGGAGACUGACACCGUCAUGGAAGACGCUGGUGCUCGCGAAGAACGCCAGGAUGUACGGGUCACAGACCGCCCCAACCCACCCUUAUCGACGCAGUACACGCGCCCCGAGUACGUCCCCAACAAAGCUCUGGACGACCCCAUCGUUCACGAGCACGAGUUCGCCGACGAUCCUGAAGUCAAGUACUGCCGCCUAGGCGAGGCCGAGGCCAAGAUGAAGGAGCAGAUCUGGGUCAAUAUCCACGUGGACUUCCUCCGGUCCAAGCAACAGAGGGUGUUUGACGCGAAGCUGGCCGAGAAGAACAAGGGUCCCAACUCGAACAAGCGCAAGAACAAGAAGAAUCGGGUUGAGGACAACGGCGGCGUGCCCGAGACGGCUGAGGAGGCGGCUGUCAACAUGAUGCGCAACCGCGGCAUCAGUACCAAGCUUGAUUACUCCAAGCUUGGCCAGAUCUUUGACUUGGACUUCAACGAGAAGGGACCGGGAAGUAACGAGGCAGAUAGCGCGCUGGCUAGUGAGGCUGGCGAUGCCACCGAGGACCACGGCAAAGAGCGCGAGGGUUCUGGUAGUGCAGCCGCUGCGGCUGUCGAGAGCGCUCCUGCUGCCGAGGAAGAAGUGCAGGAAGAGGUGGAGGACGCAGCACCUGAAGAGGAAUUCGAAGAGGAAUACAAUAACGAGGACGAAGGCGGAUAUGACGAUUACGAUGAGGGUGGAGAGGAUGACAUCAACCCCUUCGCCGAUGACGACGAAGUAGAUGACGAGGACGAGUACUGAUUGGUUGGUGGUUUUGGUCUUUGCAUGACGGAAGGAUUCAUUUGGAGCAAGCGAGCGUUC
Neurospora hispaniola is the source of this 3108-nucleotide messenger RNA. RefSeq lists its product as uncharacterized. Lineage: Eukaryota; Fungi; Ascomycota; Sordariomycetes; Sordariales; Sordariaceae. Gene Ontology annotation, biological process: transcription by RNA polymerase III; transcription preinitiation complex assembly; DNA-templated transcription initiation. The record is from RefSeq and is a predicted model, not a curated record. Gene Ontology annotation, molecular function: RNA polymerase III general transcription initiation factor activity; RNA polymerase III type 3 promoter sequence-specific DNA binding; TBP-class protein binding. Gene Ontology annotation, cellular component: transcription factor TFIIIB complex; transcription preinitiation complex; nucleus. Bases 412 to 3048 code for a protein of 878 amino acids. The transcript has a single exon.